AUAGUCGAUACCUCGUGGUCAUAGUGUUAAGUUCUGUCAUAUUUUAUGUUGACGAUAGCCGCAGCUGGACUGCGUCGUUUAGCAAUGUCCGCGACAGAAAAAUUUGAAGUUUUGUUCGUUUUGGGUGGACCCGGUGCAGGUAAAGGAACCUUAUGUCAUUUGUUAUCAGAAAAGUAUGGUUACGUUCACUUGUCGGCCGGUGAUCUCUUGAGGAAAGAGAGAACCAAACCCGAUUCGGAAUUUGGUGAGCUCAUCGAAACGCAUAUUAAAAAUGGAAGUAUUGUACCUGUGGAAAUCACUUGUUCUUUAUUGGAACGUGCCAUGCAGACAUCUCAGGCUCCUAAAAAAAAAUUUCUCAUAGAUGGUUUUCCACGAAACGAAAAUAAUUUAACUGGUUGGAACAAGGUCAUGUCAGACAAGGUACUUUUGAAAGGUGUCUUGUUUUGCGAAUGUUCCAAAGAAGUUUGUACUCAAAGAUGCCUCAACCGUGGAGCCUUAGGUAGUGGACGCAGCGAUGAUAAUGAAGAAACUCUUAUAAAGAGGCAUGAAACUUAUGUACAAAACACAAUGCCUAUAAUAGAAUAUUAUGAAAAACAAGGCCUGGUGCAUAAGCUUGAUGCUAUGAAAACACCAUUGAAAAUAGUAGAAGACGUAGAAAAAUUUUUACCUAGCAUAGGAUGGUAAAUAAGACGACAAACUAUUAUAUGGAAAGAAAUAAUUUUACAGUCGAUAUUUUUCUUUCUUUUAUCAAAUAUCAAUCAUUGAAUUUCCAAGCUUUUGUUAGUCGAUAGAUAUGACACGUUAGAUAUAUUGCUAAUAAUAUUAUCUUACUCUUUUAUUUUAUAUUUUUAUCAAUUGAUACUUUGUCAGAAUUAUUUUAUCUUAAUUAUUAUAUACAUUAUUGUAGAAUAUAAUUGUAGAACACGUUAACUGUAGAAAUACAAUAUAUAAUAACAAAAUACUAUAUAAUAUAUAAUAUAAUAACUAUAAUAUAAAAUACUAUAUACUAUAUAAUAUAAUAAUAACAAAAGACUAUAUGAUGGGAUAGAAAUAGACAUUCUUUGAUACCGAGUUGUAUACAGAAACAGAAGAUGUUUAUAAUUGAUAUGUAUAUAUAAAUGCAUUAGAUAUACAGAUAUCAGGUAUGAAAUAUAACGACAAAAUGAUGUAUAAUGAUAAAGCAUUAAUAUUGCUGUGCAAGCAAAUAAUAAAAUUGAACUUGAGAAUUAUAUUACAAUAA
Molecule: messenger RNA, 1240 nt
Organism: Polistes dominula (European paper wasp)
Lineage: Eukaryota; Metazoa; Arthropoda; Insecta; Hymenoptera; Vespidae
Gene: Dak1
Product: cytidine/uridine monophosphate kinase Dak1
Biological process (GO): pyrimidine nucleotide biosynthetic process; 'de novo' pyrimidine nucleobase biosynthetic process
Molecular function (GO): ATP binding
Source: RefSeq, a predicted model, not a curated record